Molecule: messenger RNA, 666 nt
Organism: Sabethes cyaneus
Lineage: Eukaryota; Metazoa; Arthropoda; Insecta; Diptera; Culicidae
Exons: 2
Coding region: 6-623 (205 amino acids)
Cellular component (GO): nucleus
Molecular function (GO): zinc ion binding
Source: RefSeq, a predicted model, not a curated record
UCUAUAUGGAUGACAAUCUGGACUGUGUUUGUCGGUUCUGUUUGCGUCAUCGCCGGCAAAUGUGGCCACUGGGAGCAUUGCACCAGCAGCAUCCCUCUUUUCUGGAGAAAGUCUACCAGUGCACUCAGAUCAACAUAAUCGACGUGGAUGAACUGCGGAGUUUCGUGUGCUUAAGCUGCUAUCGCAAUAUUGAAAGAUUUUGCGCCUUUCGAAAGAUGCUGCAAGGCAAUCAGAGCGAUUUCCUGGAACGAUUUCGUUUGGAACAGCAGGAAGGGCAAGAAGAAUCAUACGACGGAAAGGAUGACCACCAACAGCUGCAGGUUUCCUAUCAUUUUCUAAGCGACGUAGAUGACUCGGAGUACGAUUCCGAUGUGCCAAUGUUGGAGCGUUGCUGGGGAGGUUCGGCCCAAAUACUGGACGACCAGCACGAACCGACCGAUUUCGGUUUCGAUGACGAUUGGUUGGAAAGGAAUCUGUUUCGUGAGCCAAGCUUACCGACCGAAAGUGACGAUGAUUCUGCCAGUGAGACAAUAAAAUGUGAAACGUGCCUUAUGAGAUUUCCGCGUCGAAUCGGUGGAACCGGCAAAGAAACAAUCGACGAACACUAUUGCGUUCUGCCUUAGAAGAACAAUUUCGUAGAAUUUAACAUUGUAAAUAGCAAAUUGA